UGUAGCACCAGGAAAGGUUGAAGAGCAUGGGGUGUUCAUAUUAAGGAAAAACACAGUCACGAACACCUGAAGAGAUCACAGACUUGUGACAGUGUAAAGAAAGUAUUAAACAUUGUACAAAUGAAACCAUACACUUCAUAUGGAUAUUAAUAAGUUUCAUUUAUUUUAAUGUAAAUUUGGGAAUGCAGGAGGUACCUCAGUAGUUCCCUUCAACUCAGUACGUAACCUCUAAUAGACAGAGGUUCGGAUUCUAAUUAUGCCAUUUGUUUAAAUUCGUUGUACAUCAAAAAGCUGUAAAAGAAUUUUUACUGAAAACCAUUCGAAUUUAUUGCUUAAUGCCCAUAUUAAAUGGAUCCCCUUUUUUAAACCUAAAUUCAAAUUUGAAUUCCCUAUAACACUUGUAAUUAAGAAUUCAUUAAAUACCAUUACUUUAGAUCCAAAGGAUAUUUUGGUUAGUUUCGACGUAGAUUCCCCCCUUGCUAAAGUCCCUAGUCCCGAAAAUCUCAACAUUAUUUCAGAUAUAUUAAAAUCAGAUAAUCUGUAAUCAAACAAACGUAUUUAUCUUGUAACGGUUAAAUUUAUGAACAAAUAUAGAACAAGAAAUAGAAAAUCAGACCUCAGAUUGGGUCAUUCUGUUUACAGAAAACCACGUCCAGAAAUCAUCGAUGACUACGAGCAGAGCCUUAAAACUAUCUCAACUUGAAUCAGAAUCUAUAAUUAAAACUUCACUUCAACACAACCUUCCUAAGUAAAUGAGUCAGAAAGUGAUGCUUCUUUACAUUUAAAACACCACCGACCACAUAUCAAAAAUUCUCAGCACAUGUAAUGUGAAAAUCAAAGAAGACAAAAUUCCGUUUGACACACCAGAAGUUUACAGCAUUCAUACAUUAGGAACAAUGCACACGACAGAUAAACUCACGAGCAGUUGUCGAACGUAAACAUAUCAAUAUCAAGUCUUGUUCUCCCAAACUUUCAUGUAAUCAAACUAGUAAAAAAAUAUCCGAGAAUCCAACCUCGAAACAAGCAAACUGUACGGCGACGUUUAGCCUAUCACCAAUUUGGGAAUCAGUAUAUAAACAGGUACAAUGUAGAAGGCAGUUAUAGUCUGAAGAAGCCAACUGGAUGACUUUCGAAACCUCAGAAAAUUCGAUUCAUCUGACGCAGAAGGAAUCUGGAAGAUUGGUAAGUAGUAGUACAGGAUUAUGGAUAGUCAACUGCCACUUAAAUGAUAACGUUUUGGGACACUUCACCGAGCCACUUAUCGUACGUGAUGAUAAACGAAGAAAUAUAAGCCGGUUCUACAAGUAUUUCACGUAGAUUUUUAAAUGUUCUCAGCGAAAAUGAAACGGUUCGCAGCAGUUCUGGUAUUGGCGGCAUUAGUGGAGCUAAGUUACCAAGCUGCUCUCGGUGCCGAGGAUUGCACCAUCACCGAUUUUUCGCAGGUACAAUCGGCAACCGAGAACUGCAAAGACAUCGUUAUUGAAGAUUUGCUUGUACCUGGAGGACAAACUUUGAAUCUGCGUCUCAGUCCCGGUACCACCAUUGUGGUAAAGGGUAACAUCACCUUCGAAUACUUCGAAUGGGACGGCCCAUUGGUCCAAAUCAACGGCACCAACUUCACCAUAAGAGGCGAACCAGGACAUGUUUGGGAUGGCCAAGGUCAGUCGUACUGGGACGGUCAAGGGGAAUGGGGAAGCACAAAGCCGCUAUUUUUCAACAUCAUGGCCGACGGUGUCUCACUGUUCGACACCUUUUUCGUGUUGAACACUCCCAGACACACUUUGGUUUUGAGCGAUUCUGAUCGAGUCACAUUCACAAAUUGGUUGAUCGACGAUUCCGCUGGUGAUGAGAGCGUGGCACCCCCAAACAAAUUCGGCCACAACACAGACGGAUUUGAUUUAUGGAACUCCACCAACAUUGUAUUACAGGAUUCCACGGUACGCAGUCAAGACGAUUGCGUUGCGAUCCGCUGCGGCUCGAAUUAUUUAGUGGACAACUUUUUUUGCCACGGAGGGCACGGCCUCAGCUUAUCGGUGGGCUUUAGCAACGACUCCAUUAAACUGAAUACCCUCACCAACGUCGUGAUUAGAAACAGCGUCCUCGAGUUGGGUGAAAACGCCAUUCACAUUAAAACCCACGCCGAUGGUGGUGAAGGACUGAUCAACAACGUCACUUACGAAGAUAUACAGUUCACAGGCUUGACAAAGUACGGAAUCAAUAUUCAACAGAACUACAGAAACCUGCCGGCCAAUACGCCGAACGAUCCUACCCCCAAAGGAAAUAUCCCGAUCACCAACUUGCACUUUUUGAAUGUCGUCGGAACUGUGAACGAUACCGCAGUUCCCGUUUACAUCAAUUGCGCAGAGGGUGCGUGCAGCGAUUGGGAAUUCGACGACGUUUCCGUCGCCGGGUUAAAAGAAAACGACUGCAAUUUUGAUCCCGAAGGAUUUCAAUGUUAAAAUGUUAGUGGGCCAAUCUGAAAACAAAUCAAAAACAAAAGUGCCGCAAAAUCAAAAAUUAAUUCAAAAGAAUAUCAUUUGAUUAUAGAGAUAGUCAU
This is a messenger RNA of Cylas formicarius (sweet potato weevil), 2557 nucleotides long. Its product is annotated as polygalacturonase-like. Gene Ontology annotation, molecular function: polygalacturonase activity. Lineage: Eukaryota; Metazoa; Arthropoda; Insecta; Coleoptera; Brentidae. The coding region runs from base 1326 to 2459 and encodes 377 amino acids. The transcript is spliced from 5 exons. The record is from RefSeq and is a predicted model, not a curated record. Gene Ontology annotation, cellular component: extracellular region. Gene Ontology annotation, biological process: pectin catabolic process.